Gossypium arboreum is the source of this 1683-nucleotide messenger RNA. Its product is annotated as pectinesterase-like. The record is from RefSeq and is a predicted model, not a curated record. Gene Ontology annotation, molecular function: pectinesterase activity; pectinesterase inhibitor activity. Bases 1 to 1683 code for a protein of 560 amino acids. Gene Ontology annotation, biological process: cell wall modification. Lineage: Eukaryota; Viridiplantae; Streptophyta; Magnoliopsida; Malvales; Malvaceae. The transcript is spliced from 2 exons.
AUGUCGAAGCAAGUGAUUAUUGCUGGGGUUUCGCUUAUUCUUGCGGUGGGAGUCAUUAUUGGCAUUACUAUUACAUUUCAACAGACUAGCAAUGAUGAGGACAAAUUGUCACCAACAAUGAAGAAAGUUUCUAUCUUUUGUUCAUCUACUUAUUACCAAAAAUCAUGCCAGAAGACCCUUAUGUCAGUUAAUAGCACUGAUCCUAAAGAGUUUAUUGCCAAAGCUAUCUUAGGUGCUGAGGAAGCAGUCAAGAAGUUUAUCAACUAUUCUGACUCUUUGAUUGUUCAAGUCAAGAAUAAUAGCCUUACAAAGAUGGCCUUAGAUGAUUGUAAGGAUAUGAUGAACUAUGCCAUAGAUUUACUUCAAGCAUCAUACUCUAACGUCACUAGUAAUGAACUACGCAAUAUUAAUGACCGUAUAAACGAUCUCAGAACCUGGUUGAGUGCUGUUAUAUCAUACCAACAAUCAUGCUUGGAUGGUUUUGAACAUGAUGAUGACAUGAAAGGAACUUUACAAAAAGGUAUUGUUGAUGCUAGUGAACUCACAUGCAAUGCAUUGACAAUUGUAACAAAAUUGGUCUACAUUCUUCCCAAAUUUGGCAUCCAAUUCAAUAUUCCUAAUACUCGUAAACUUUUUUUUACCGAGAAAAAUGGUUAUCCCCCAUGGUUCUCAGCUAAAGACCGUCAUCUUUUGGCUAAGAUUGAUAACAACAACUUGAAACCGAAUGUUGUAGUGGCCAAGGAUGGUAGUGGCCAAUUCAAGACUAUUGCUGCAGCUCUAGCUGUCGCUCCCAAGAACUCUAAUGUCCGACAUGUGAUUUAUAUCAAGGCUGGAAUCUAUAAGGAGUACAUCACUGUAGGAAAACAAUACACCAAUAUAGUUAUGUACGGUGAUGGCCCUAGAAAAACUAUUGUCACAGGUAGCAAAGGCGUCAAAAACGGUGGUGGAAUUACAACUUGGCAAACAGCCACUUUCUCUGCUAUUGGAAAUGGAUUCAUAGCCAAAUCCAUGGGAUUCCAAAACACUGCUGGUCCUAAAAAGCACCAGGCAGUGGCUCUUCGUGUUCAAUCAGAUAAGUCAGUCUUCUUCAAUUGCAGGAUGGAUGCCUACCAAGACACCUUGUAUAAUCAAGCAAAUCGCCAGUUUUUUCGCAAUUGCGUCAUCUCUGGAACCAUUGACUUCAUAUUCGGUGACUCUCCCACCUUUAUCCAAAACUCAUUGCUCAUUGUGAAAAGGCCAAUGGAUAAUCAAUUCAACACAAUAACUGCACAAGGCAAAGACUUCAUUGAUGAGAAUACUGGUACUGUGAUCCAAAAUUGUAGGAUUGUCCCUGAGCAAAAACUAUUUAAUGAGAGGUUCAAAUUUGCAACAUAUCUGGGCAGGCCAUGGAAAAAAUUCUCUACAACUGUUAUCAUGGAGUCUACAUUGGGAGACUUCAUUAAGCCUGAAGGAUGGGUGCAAUUUGAAGGACCUGACAAAGUCAAUUUUGAAGAAACUCUCUACUAUGCUGAGUAUAACAAUCGUGGCCCCGGAGCUAACCUUAAUGCAAGGGUUAAUUGGAAGGGUUACCAUAAGAUUGAUAGAGCGUCUGCCAUGAAAUUCACUAUCCAGUCAUUCCUUUUGAGUAAAGAGGAUUGGUUGCCUUCAACUGGUAUUCCUUUCACCACUACGUUAAGAUAUUGA